Molecule: messenger RNA, 5454 nt
Organism: Pomacea canaliculata
Lineage: Eukaryota; Metazoa; Mollusca; Gastropoda; Architaenioglossa; Ampullariidae
Exons: 6
Coding region: 1029-2864 (611 amino acids)
Source: RefSeq, a predicted model, not a curated record
AGCUCAACAGAGCUUGGAGCUAGGACUUCAGACCUCACAUCCUUUAGAAACACCUAGAACCAACAACCAUGCUGAUUUGAACAAAAACUCUGUAGGCAUGGAUUGUAUAUCACCUGAGCAGCUUGCCAGAAUGCUGGACCACUUGACCAAGUCACAGAAGGAUAAGAUGUGUCAAAUCAUGCUGGAGAAGGACAAGCAGACCAGACAGCAAGCAAUGAAAAAGACUCAGUUGUACACAGACUUGUGCACAGAUUUGGUCCAUUUCCUGAGUUCUUCUGCUGACACAUCUUUGUCGGAUACUUACUUUGGCUCAAAAAUCCUUCUAACUGCCCCCACAGGUAAAGCUGCUAAGUUGCUUGGACACAAAGCCAAAAUGGAAUCAUACACACUUCACCAUGUCAUCUUUAGCUACAGAGCCUUUGUCAAGGCACAGAAGGAAAAGGUGAAACAAGAGGAACCUUGGAAGUAUACAAAGACAGGUUCUAGUAGUGGACGAGUGCAGCCUGGUCUGUUUACGGCUGUUUGCAACACUGUUAAACAUCUUGAUUGAAAACAGCUCACUGCAAAAGGUCAUCCUCUUAGGAGACAUCCGCCAGUUGCCAUCAAUAGAAGCAGGUAAUUUCUUGACAGAUGUCUUUUCCUUCUUUCGAGAACGUGGCCUUGGCAUUGAACUCAAGACAAAUCAUCGAGCAGAGUCGGACCUUAUUGUUCGCAAUGCCACUCGCAUCUCCAAUCAGAGGCUUCCUUACUGUGAUCCAAGUCAACAUUUCCAUCUAAUUGCUCUGCCAGAGAGCUCAGGAAGAAAUGAAGAAAUUUCGCAAUUGCUUCAAAGUCAAUCUGAAUUGAAGGCACAUGAGACAUCACAGUUUGUGGCAUUCCGAAGGUCCGACUGUCUGGCAAUCAAUGAAUUGUGCUGCUGGCAUUACAACCAGCACUCCAUAGAGCUUCCACCAAAACCAAACAGCCUACAGCGUCGCCGUUAUUUCGACUUUCGUGUUGGGGACAAGAUCUGCUUUCGCAAAAAUGGCAUGGUUCGUAAUUUUGGAAAGAGGCUGAUGGAGCUGCUUCGUACAGAGUUUGGAGAUGUUUUCACAGAUAAGUCACAGUCCACAUUAUCUGUCAAGGGCCCAGAGCUGGAGUCAUCUUAUGCAACUGAUCAGUUGUUUGCACAUCAAGACAAUCUUAAAAAGGGAUCUUUGGGUAACAAGAUCCAGGACUAUAUGGUGAAGGCAGAAAAGAUGUCUGAGAGCUCCAAAAAAGAAACUUCAGCUUUUGAGAGAUCUUCACAUGAUCUGGCCAGCUUAACAGCAGAAACUUGUGCCAUUCAAGCAACGUCAAGUGAAAUAAAAAUGGAGAAAGGUUCUCAUGGCUGGGAUAACAGUUUCUCAGAUUCAGGCAACCAUUCUGGUGAAAAAGCAAUGAGAGAUGUUUCGGAAGCUGGUGAUAGUAAUUUCUCUAAUUCAGACCACCCUGCCGGUGAUGCAAACUUUGAAAGCCUUUCAGAAGACUGGGAGGACAGUCUGUCCGAUAUGGAAUAUUUUUUCUGUGAAACAAACACAGCAGACAAAUCUGAAGACUGGGACAGCAGUCUGUCUGAUUCAGAUUGUCUUGCUAGUGAAUUCAACUUGGAAGGUAUUUCAGAAGAUUGGGAGGAUAUUCUUUCUGAUGAGAACUGUCAUACUAGUGACACAAACUUGAGAGUGACAUCAGAAGACCAAGAGGAAUUUCCUGCCAAUGUAGGCCAUCUUGCUAGUGAAAUGAACUUGGAAGGUAUUUCAGAAGAUUGGGAAGAUAUUCCUAGUGAAACGAACAUGGGAAAUAUGUCAGAAGUGCUAGGGAGCAGUUUUGCUGGCACUUCACUGCAGCAGAGUCAGAAUAUUGCUCAAUUAGGACCAAGCUGCAGUACCAGCCCUGACUCUCUUGAACCUUGUCACAGUGAGGAUGUAAAGAAAAAAGAAAAGCCAUCAAAUGAAACAAUUUGGCUUUGCAAUGGCGAGGUCUUCUUUAUAAUGCAUGAGACCACAGAAAUCGACAUGAACGGGAAGGAGUGGAGGUACGUAAUGCUGUCUGACAGAGACCCCGCCUGCCCUAGGGUGUACUGCUGCUCCUUCAGUGAGCUCAAACGGACAUGUAAACUUCAGCAUUCUUGGGCCAGAACUAUACACACUUACCAGGGAUCUGAAUCUGAUGUCGUCAUCUACUACGUGGGGAAUGCUUCUGGACAGACUUGUAAGCAUGUUUACACAGCCGUGACCCGUGGCCGCAGGGCAGUCUUUAUGGUGGGCAAGCUGUCUGAACUUGAGAAGGCUAUUUUUACUCGAGAUUUUCCUCGUCGCUCACGUUUGUCUCGUCGGCUGUACAAUGAACUCAAGGAUUUUGAUAUGCAGAACUUGCAUGGAAGAAUGAGGCAGACAAACAAGCAGGCCAAGGCAGCAUUAGAACACUUGCCACACACAUGUACUUCCACCUGCGAAGUUGCUUCAGGUGCAACGAACGAUAUUGAAACUAGCCCAGAAGCCACUUUUUCAGACUGUGAUGAUAGCUGGGUUCAGAAUCUGUCUGCCCAUGUGGCUGAUGGCAAUAUUGCAGCCUUAGCAGCUGAUGUUGCAGUUGGUGCAUCAUGCAUAGAAGACAGACCUGAUAAGACUGGAGUUAGCAUCCCAGCCAUGCAAACCUCAAGCAACACACAAGAUCACCCUUUGCGGACUCCACCAGGAGGGAGCAGAUGUGAGUCUCCUACAGUCUAUACCACCCCAGGAAAAAGGCCAAUCAGAGUGGAGGAGCUUGUCUCCCCUAAACGACUUUGUGGCUCAAAUUCUGUUGACAGCAUUGUGAGCCCUUUGCGAAGGAAACUUAACAUCUGAGUCUCUUCUUUUCUUAAGUCUGACCUAAUGUGCUUUUUUUUUUCCCACUUACCCAUUCAUAAGUUGUUUGAAUACAUAUUUCCCACUGUGCCACAACUGUUGGCUUGCUGAUUGGACGGCACUUCAAUAGCAUAUGCUCAUAUUUGUUACAGCCUUCAUUAUUGUCAAUGAUAGCACUUUAUUUUUUAACUUGCUAGAAACUUUUGAGUGUAAUGAACUUCGCUUUCCCCACAUUCUUGCCAGACAACUCUGCUGUUUGUCUGAUGACCAUACGUUCACUAUCCUUGUCACCAAAACAACCACAUAUGGUCACCAGAUUUUUAGCUACUGUGCUGUAAAACAGUUGAACUCUCUUCCCUUGUAUACCGCCAUCUACCCACUACCAACUCCUAAAAACACAUCUGUUCCAAGGGCAUUACUCCUUACACCAAUCAACAUAUUUGUUCGUCAACGGUUAGCGCCUGUCACCAAUGCAGUGAGGGUUUGGCUGUCCUGGGUUCAACUCUCAUCUCGGGCAUGCUGUUCUUUCUCUGUAUGUGGCAUCUGUUACAGGGCUGGCUGCCUUGGUGUGAAAAGCCUUAGCUGCUGGCUCAGCCUAAAACACCAAUUCCCCCAACCCCUUCCUCUGCAUUUAUGGUGUCCUCCGUUCUGUGUGUUGCCUGAUGUUUAUGUUUUAUUGUCUGCACAGUUGUUUCUCCUUCCAUCCUUUGUAUGCUGUCAUGUCUCCUACUUGCCUUAAGCGCUCCUUCGGGAGCAUCAUUAUGCACUAUAUAAAUCACACAUUUAUUAUUAUUAUCAAGAAAGGGUGCUGGAGCAUCCUCACAUUUAACAUCACCGCCUGAUACGGUCAUCUUGUCAAAGACAAGGCAAGGCUGGCCAGAUUUAUCCACCAGGCAAAUAAAAUUAUUGGUAUGCCACAGCUGCCACUUUCUGACUUGUACCUUCACCUCAGACCAAAUACUCCCUCUCCAUCCCAAAUUUCAGCAGUUGCCCUCGGCCAGGCGCUACUAAGCUCCAUGUGUGCAUAAAACUGACUACCAGAGGUCCUUUGUGCCAGCGGCCAUCACCAUCCUGAAUAAAAGGCACAAGCACUCGUAGGGCUGCCAUAUUACCUGUCGUCCUCCUUAGGAGGUUCAUAUGUAUGAGGUGUAGGUUUGCAUGUUUGUUGAAUGUCUUUUAUGGGUAUGUCUGCCCAUUAUGUUAUAUAUAUAUGCAUGCUCAUAUUAUGUUUACAUAUGUGGUUGGGUUUAUGAGCAAAAGAAAAAUUUCUGUCUUGGACAAUGUUUGAUUUGAUUUUAAAGCUGAGUGCUUUUCACUGCAUAUGCUGCAGCCUUACAUCACUGCCCUAAAUUUAUUGCAAUAAGUUGUGUUCAUUGGGCCUUUAGUCUCCACAUCGAUAUUAAUGUGGUGAUGCCUGCAAAGUAUCGCAAGUUAUUUUUAUCAAGUUUGGCACAGCUAGAAAUGGAAGCCUGACAGGUGAGGGUAGCUGGCAGAUCUCAAACCCCUAAUGAACAAACUCAAGGUCUAUCUACCCUAGUGUGCAAAAAACUGGAGCCAGCAGAAUGCAUGAUAGCCACUGACCCUAAUGUAUAUAAGGAUGGCUAGUGCAGUGCUGAGUGCAUAAAGGGCAUGGUAAGAGACACUAUCUGACCUGUCUCCAGCCAUCUUGUCUUGCCACUGGACCCAUUAGGCCAGGAUGAAUGAGACUGUUGCACACCUCUCCCUAUGAUACAAGUCCAGCACAAGUCAUGACUUGUCCAAGUGCAACAAGCCUUGUGACAAUGGAAAAGGUGAACCAGCCAGUACAGAUACACUCAAACUGCAGUCACAAAUCUGCACACAGGGCGCUGAAGGCUAAGAGUCACUCUCUGCUAGAUGGGAGCAGGAGUAGAGCCCCUUAGCAGCCCUGUUUUUUAUCAAUCAAAGGGGUUAGAAGUGCUCUGAACAACGCCUGCUUCCUUCACCCUAGCCGGCAUUCCACAGCUGGUGGUGUUGGAUUUGAUUUGAUUUUUUUGUUGUUGCUGAAAAUGUAUUUUCAUUGGCCAGCGUAAAUAUUAGCUAACUUAAAAAUUCAAAUUUGUUGCUGUCAGCUACUAUGAAUUCAAUUUCAUUUUUGACUUUUAGAAUUAACAUAUAACUUCUUAAUGAAAGGCAAAAUCAUGUUGCUGAUCUCUCUCUCUCUGUGCAUGGUGAUGUUUGUAGGCGCAUAUCUGGAUAACAAAAGAUGGGGUGUUCAGCCUUUGGAGAAAUAAUAUUUUUCACUAAGUUUACUUUAUGAGAAAAAAAAUUCUCACCCCACUAAUCCUUUAAAAUUUUUAAGAAACUGUUCUACCAUACUUAAAGUUUCUGUGGACCAGGAGUGUUAAAAUUAUUGCUACAGUAUUAAUUGGAACUGCUUUAAUCAAGUGGAGUUUGUCAUAAUUCAUGUUUAAAAUUCCUGACGACAGCUAUGCUGGAGCAUCAUGCCUAACCCUGCUUCUACCCUGUAAACAAACUGCUUGCUCAGCAGGCAUCUAAACCUAUUUCUUGGCCUCCUUAAAGGUAUUGUAAAGACAAAAUAAAACUGCUUAGAAUCUGGUAAAGAGUAAGA